UUCUUUAUCAGGGUCAUUCAGUCAGCCGUCAGUUCCAGUUUCUUCUCACAGACAUCAUCAACUUUAAAAAAAAAACUAUUCGGUUCGUCGUUGCGUCAUUUUAUACCAAGUACACUCUGUUCCUGAAGUGAUGAUUCGUCAUUCGCUAUUUUCUGCCUUGUCCAUUUCAGUAUGGGUGAUCGUGGCGCUGUUGUUGUUCGGUUCCCUCAGUCAUGCCUUGGGGGACGAUGAUCAAGACGGUCCACCUACUCACCGUAGCAAUAACACACAGUCGUCGGGCUUCACGGCGAAUCAAGUCGGUCGCUUCCCGAAUGGCAACAACGAUGUUUCGCCAUUAUUUCGAUUUUCUCAGUCCUCCCAGUUUGGUUUACCUUUCCAAGCGGGAAUGGGCUUCCCAUUCAACAGUGCGGCAUUUCAGCAAAACGGAUUUCCGCAGUUAAACAGUUUCCAGCAAACUAGCCUUCCGCAGCAGAAUGGAUUCCAGCAGAACAAUUCUCCACAAAAUGGAUUCCUGCAGGGCGGUUUUCCUCAAAAUGGUUUCCAACAACCUGGCUUUUCGCCGAAUAAUUUUCGCCAAAACACUUUACCACAAAACGGCUUCCAACAAAGCCUUCUCCAACAGCAGAACGGAGGAUUUGGUCAAGGAAAUCAAUUCAGCUCGUUAGGACUGCAAAGUCAAUUGGGAGGAAAUUUGGGUCUUCAAAAUCAAUUAAGCGGGAACAGCUUUCAAAAUCAAUUAGGCGGGAACGGUUUUCAAAAUCAAUUGGGUCUUCAAAAUCAGUUAGGUUUUUCGCAAAAUCCUCUCGAAUUAGGAUUAUUGCAACAAAACCAAAUGACUCUCCAAAACCAGUUUGCUUUGAAAAAUCAGUUAGGUGUUCAGAAUCAGUUGGGUAUUCAGAAUCCAUUUCAACUUCAGAAUCAAUUGGGGUUCCAGAACCAGCUACGAGGACAACAACAGAGUCCACUCAGUUUUUCCCAGCAACUAGGGCCAUCUGGUUUUAAUAACGAGCUACUUGUAUCACAACUCGGCCUGAGUAAUCCUCAGCUUACUUCAUCCAACUUAGGGUUUGGGCAAUCCAACUUCGGACUCGGUUUUCCACAGAGUAACAGCGGAACGUUGUUCGCAACCACAGGCUCUGAAUCAGGAUCUUCUUCCGCUCGUCCCAUAGGCUCCAACCAGGUCCUUUUGCAAGGAGGUCAGUUUCAGGAAUCUCCUUCUUUGUCGGGUUUACAAUUCGGAAGCACAAAUCGCUUCCCCUUCGGAACAUCGUCCGUGACGAACAACCGUUUCUCUGCCAAUGGCGUCGGUCGGGGUGAGUCUCAGUUUGGCAGUCAGUUUGCUAGCCAAUUAAAUAGCGAUCCAUUCCUGAGCCAACGACCUCAGUUCCAGUUUUCGGUCGGCAACGGGCAGCAAAGCAAACAGGUCCGUGAAUUCUCACCAAAUGAGCGAGCCCUUUCCUUCAACGAUUCCUUCGAUCUUACUAGUCAGUUUCAGCCGCAAGAACUCCAGCAGCAACAUCAGCCAAUAAAUAAUCCUUUCCUCUUUCAACAACAUUUGUCAUCGUUCAAUAACCAACCAUUCGCUGGCAACUCCCAACUAUUGCCGCAGAAUCAACAGCCACUACGUACACAGUUUAACGCGUUUCCCUUAUUGACGCUAGAUCAACAACAGAAACAACAACAAGGCCAACAACAGAUGGUACCACAGAAAGAAUUCGCGACGUUCAAUAAUCGUCCAGUUCUUCAGCUUCAAACCGUUCCUUUCAGCAACGAUGACGACGACGAUACAAAACCUUUGUUUAAUCAUCAAGCUGCUCAGCCGCAGAAACCACAACAGCAGUCAUUACCACUACCCAUUGCCAUGACUGACUUUUCGUGCGAUGGUCGCCCACCUGGUUAUUAUGCUGAUGUUAAGAACGAAUGCCGAACAUUCCACAUCUGCAUUGAUGAUGGCUCUGCUUCAGGACUGAAGAGAUCGUUCGCUUGCCCCAAUGGCACACUAUUCGAUCAAGUGAAUAGCGUUUGCCAAUGGAAAGAAAGUAUGGAUUGCUCCAAGAGUCACCUGUUUUACCCUCGACGUGCUGCAAGCAGCACAGAAUCAGCGACGACAGCAUCCAACAGCGAAAUCCGCCCAACAUCGAGCCCUUUAAAUUCUCAGAUCCCUUCACCCAUUGGCGGUUUUCUUAACAGCACACCACCCACCAAUUUUAUGUUUUUAGGCGUUGGACAACCGAGUCCAGCAAUGGGCUCGCUUGACGCAGGACGUAGUCUUGAGGACACGAGAAGAAAUGCUGACAACGGUGGGAUUCGAACCAGAAGCACUUUGUAUGCUCCGCCACAAAUUCGGCCGCCUCUUUUUCGCCCAUCCGAGCGGAUAGAUGACCCCCGAAAAGCCGCUUAAGGUGACGGGUAUCAGUGUAAUUCCUAGACAGUAUUUUAACUAAGUGGUUAAUGUACAUCACACUAAAAUUUUGUGCAUGGUAGCUUAUCGCCUUCGAUAACAUUACCAAAGGUUUUUCCAAUGCCCGAUGAAGCUGAUAUAUCAUACCAUUGUUGUAUUAUUAUUAUAAUUGAAACAAAUUGGCGCUUUUUUGUUUUUAA
Daphnia magna is the source of this 2601-nucleotide messenger RNA. RefSeq names its product mediator of RNA polymerase II transcription subunit 12. Gene Ontology annotation, cellular component: extracellular region. The coding region runs from base 131 to 2401 and encodes 756 amino acids. NCBI's taxonomy places the organism in Eukaryota, Metazoa, Arthropoda, Branchiopoda, Diplostraca, Daphniidae. The record is from RefSeq and is a predicted model, not a curated record. Gene Ontology annotation, molecular function: chitin binding. The transcript is spliced from 3 exons.